Alternaria rosae is the source of this 1403-nucleotide messenger RNA. RefSeq names its product P-loop containing nucleoside triphosphate hydrolase protein. Gene Ontology annotation, molecular function: GTP binding; GTPase activity. Gene Ontology annotation, cellular component: endosome. Lineage: Eukaryota; Fungi; Ascomycota; Dothideomycetes; Pleosporales; Pleosporaceae. Gene Ontology annotation, biological process: regulation of endocytosis. The record is from RefSeq and is a predicted model, not a curated record. Bases 487 to 1266 code for a protein of 259 amino acids. The transcript has 2 exons.
UACGGGUCUUGAGACAAAUUUAUCCUCUUCUAGUCGUGCUCCUUUGACAGCAAAUUUCUCCUUGUAGUGGUUGUUCGAGUCAAGGCAACCCGACCUCAUGUUUGUCACGCUCAUGUUUCGUAGUGGCAAUCAAUCAAAGCUACAGAGAAAAGCAAGAUGGCAUAUAUUCGAAGCUUGCGCAAAGUAAAGUGUGACAUGCUUUUGAUAUUUGCCAUGGGACGCAUCCUUCGAUUUCGACUGCGGCUCAAGCAGCUGCCGAGCUAUGACCGCAUGGCCGGGACCCUGACCUAUCUCACUCACUCACUAUCGUCCAACUGGCUUCCUGUCAAACUCAACCAAGGCUUUAACUUGUGAAUUACUUUGCACUACAUACAUCCUGAAUAAUAAUUACUGUUCGAACACGUCUAUUGGAUCUGCUGUGAACCACCCCAUAAGCCUGCACCUGAGGUCGACUGCUACACCAGCCACACGGCGUCACAAAUCAUCAUGGCGCAGCCGUGGGACUACAUAGCGAAGAUCGUAUCGUUGGGCGAUUCAGGAUGUGGUAAAUCAAGUCUUACAGUCCGCCUCUGCGAAGGCCGCUUCUCACCACACCACGACGUAACUAUCGGCGUAGAGUUCGGAUCGCGCAUCGUUCCUGUCGGCCCACCAGCGUCGCAUUCCCUGAGCAUCAACAACCCCUCCAAAUCCUCACAAGCGCAAGCGCCCGUAUCGCCGUCGAAACAAAAGCAGGAGCAGAAGCACAUGAAGCUUUCGCUAUGGGAUACAGCAGGCCAGGAGACGUACAAGAGCAUCACAAGAAGUUACUUCCGGGGCGCAUCGGGCGCGCUGCUAGUAUUCGAUAUAUCGCGCAAAAACACCUUCCUUUCCGCCACGUCAUGGCUGCACGACUUGCGGCAAAUCGCCGAGGAAGGCAUCGUGGUGGUGCUCGUGGGCAACAAGUCCGAUCUCGCGGGGUCAUCUACCGUAACCGACUCGGAAGCCGCGAACAAGCGACAGGUCACAAAGGAAGAGGCCGAGGAGUGGUGUAAAGCAAAUGGCGUCAUGCAGUACGUCGAGACGAGCGCCAAGAGCGGAGAGGGCGUGGAACGAGCCUUCUUGGAAGUCGCAGAGAGAAUAUACCAAAACAUAGAAGCUGGCAGAUACGACUUGAACGAUCGAAGGAGUGGAGUCAAGGGGCCGGGAGGCGGGGCGAAUAGGGCAGGCGUCAACUUGAAUGAUGCGAGUAAAAAGGGCAAGCAACAGGGUUGGGGAGGUUGCUGCUAAACUUCGGUAUAUAUUGAUUUGGGCUCAGACCAUCGUGUUGGCAUACAUUGUUUGGCGUCAACAGAGCAGUGGUCAGCUCGUACAUAGCGUUAUUGUAAUGAAUAUAUCAUCGCUUCAGCGGGCCCGUUGCCUCGGCC